CAACAAUAACAGGAUGAUCGGCAGUGCAAUACGAGGUGAGGCUGUGGAAGUGGAAUUUUUCUGGAGAAUCAGCCUCGAGGCUGAAUGUACGAUGUAACGCGGGACCUCUAUUCUAGUCCUGCAGAGUUGUACGGUAGUCUGAUUUGUUGAGAGAAAUUGGUGGGUUAGGGAUACGAGUGAUCGCCGAUGGAGUUUUGACCGGAUUGAGUAUGAUCAUUAGGCCAGGCGAGAUGAAGAAUGCGAAUGCGAACAUGCCUUAGUGGAGGCAGGAAAUGGAGAGAGUAAGGAUACAAAUAAGGCUCUUUGUCCCGUUCCUGACUUUUAAGGGAAAAGAAAUCAAAAAGCAACUUGAAAAUGUCUAUUAGGGGUAUCAGUCUUUUCGCCGCCUCCGCGCUAUCGGUCUUCGCGGCUCCGGUCCGCGUGCUGAAUGUUGAUUUCCCCGAUCCCAGCCUCAUCAAAGCCGACGAUGGCUGGUACUCGUUUGCUACGGCUGGAAACGGGGUACAGGUCCAAGUGGCCACCUCGUCUGAUUUCAAGACCUGGGAGUUGCUCAAGGGCCACGAUGCUAUUCCUGGUCCGUUCCCGGAUUGGACUAAAAAGGAGGGCCCGGAGGUUUGGGCGCCUGAUGUGAUUAAGAGGGACGACGGCAAAUUCGUCAUGUACUUCUCCGCCCUUACCAGCAAAGACACCUCUGCACACUGCAUCGGCACCGCAACCGCAACCUCCAUUAAAGGCCCCUACACCCCCAACGACAAACCCUUCGUCUGCCCCCUCGACAAAGGAGGCGCCAUUGACGCCGUCGGCUUUCAAGACGAUGAUGGCACGCGCUACGUGAUUUAUAAGACCGAAGACGCCGAGACCACAAUCCACCUCCAACCUGUGAAAUCAGACGGCAUCACACCAAACGGCAACACAACCGCCCUCUUACAGAAAGAACCCGAAGACGGAAUCCUCGUCGAAGCACCUUCUCUGGUGAAAAACGAAGGCACGUAUUACCUAACCUUCUCAUCGCAUCGUUUCGACUCCCCAGAUUACGAUGCGAAAUACGCGACUGCGAAGAAUGUCGCGGGCCCGUAUACAAGACAAGGACAGAUUUUGAAGUCGGGCGAUAAGACGGAUAACGGGACUUUGACAAGUCCGGGUGGUGCGGAUUUCUCGGAGGACGGAAAGAAGAUUGUUUUCCAUGCCCAUCGGAAUGGGGAGGAUGUUAGUCAGGGGAGGGCGAUGUAUAGGGCCGAUGUUAGUUUAGAUGGGGGGGAGAUCACCAUCAACUAGGUUAAUGCUUACCAAGCAUUAUAUUUAAUAAUGAUUAAUUAUGCAUUUUCUAUACAUGAAUGCUAUAUCCAAAUGCAUAUUGCAAGAAAUAAAACAGAAUGGUAUCAUAGCACAAAUCAAAUCAAAUCAAACAUGACCCUUCAAGCCAUCCUCCAUUUCAUGCCAGACCCUAAUAACAUGUGCCCUCUCCUCUGUCCCUGAAGCACACAUCUCCUCAAUCCCCUGCGCAAUUCUCGCAGCGAUAAAAUGUUUCGUCGAGCUGCGCGACAGCGAUUUUCGUAGGUUCUUGUGGAUGCCGUCCAACGGAUAGCCUACUAGGCCCCAGAUGCCAGCUGCAGGUUUCAAGAUUACACCC
Molecule: messenger RNA, 1630 nt
Organism: Aspergillus ruber CBS 135680
Lineage: Eukaryota; Fungi; Ascomycota; Eurotiomycetes; Eurotiales; Aspergillaceae
Product: glycoside hydrolase family 43 protein
Exons: 3
Coding region: 355-1275 (306 amino acids)
Biological process (GO): carbohydrate metabolic process
Molecular function (GO): hydrolase activity, hydrolyzing O-glycosyl compounds
Source: RefSeq, a predicted model, not a curated record